This is a messenger RNA of Caenorhabditis auriculariae, 4134 nucleotides long. The record is from the annotation of a GenBank genome assembly. Lineage: Eukaryota; Metazoa; Nematoda; Chromadorea; Rhabditida; Rhabditidae.
AUGAACAGAAUAAUCUUCCUGUUGAUUCUGACGACGUGCAACGCUUCGAUCCUGGAGACGUUCCAUGAAAAUGGCAUCGAAUAUGAGGCCUACGGGGAAGGAAGGUCCGUUGUUCGCCUCAGAAGUUCACGUGAUUUUUUUUUCCGGUUGCGCGAAAAGUGUUAUUUUUGAGAAGAAUUGACAGACUUUUCAAAGAAUAAAUGAAUAACUGGAAAAAUUUUUAGUAGCCACUCUGGAGGCACGCCAAGGACUACUUGGAGAGGACACUAAAGUGGCCACUAAACCCACCUCUAUAGUGGCCACUACUUUCCGUUUUAGUGGCCACUUCAGUAAUUUUUCAUCCAGUAUUCCUUCCAGCAACUCUCAGAAUUUUAAAACAAACAGAUUGGACCAGUUAUGUUGAUCCAUUGACCCCUAAAGUUGCCACUAAAAUUUUUAGUGGUCUUGUAGUAGCACUUAGACCUCUAUAGUGGCCACUAACUUUUAAACCCUUAAGUGGCCACUAAUUCGACUACUAUAGUGGCCAGUAAAACGUGAAAAACCUAUAGUGGUCACUGAAAAUUUUCCCAGAGUUUUAUCAUUUUUUUCUAAAAGGAUGCCUUGAAUUUUACGUUCCUCCAUCCACUGUGAGACAAAAAUGUUGUUACAAGGAAAUUUACAUGUUGAUUUUCGAGUUUUCUGUUUAUCCUUCACACUAGAAACAUGAUUAUCACAAAAUUCUUUCAAUUUUUUUUUUGAUACUGUUUUUUUAUCGUGCAAAUAACAUUGAGAAAGAUUCAAAUCUCGAAAAAUGGAAAAAAAGUUGGAAAAAUAUUCUAAAAAAAACCUGGAGAUGACGUCACGCAACGGAUGUGUAUGCACGCAACGCGCAUAUCCGCAUACAGUACCCUCCGCAAAUGAAAAACUCGUUCUUCCCGUAGCACCAAAAUGUUCUCAGACUGGUCCCGGAGAGCCGCCAUUGCCAACCCUACACGUUGGACCUCUUCGAGUACGUCAACACGCUCAACACCAACGAGAUGACCGAGUACGGCCGCGAAAUGCUCAAACGCCGCAUUUUCGCCUCCUUCGACAACAUUUGUCGCGAUUUCAACGUUUCUACCGGUCUGCAGCUCUUAAGUCCUUGAAAGUUGCUUCUAUUUUCAAGACACCGACGAACUGCCGCCAACUGUCGAGAUCUCGUUGGACCGACUUCAUCUGAGGUUCAUGGACCGUUUCGAGUUGACCUGGAACGCGUUGAAGUUCGAACGCGACCUCAAAUCGCUCUUCCUUGAGCACAAGAUCAACACUCCCUUCUUGGACAUUGUCAAGCAGGUUGGGAUUUUAUUUUUAGAGAUUCCCAGGAUAGUCUAAGAUUUACAGGUUCAAUCAUUUUGAAAAUUCGUUAAGUUUGAUGGGAUCUUUAAAAAAGUAUAGGUUGAUUUUGUAAAGGUAUCACGGCGAAGAGCCAUUUUCUGAGUCACCUUGAGCCAAAAUUCACUUUUUUGCGGCACAACACAUCGACCUGCACAGUUUACCACGUUCAGAAAAAGAAAAAGGCGAGCAUUGUUGAUAUGAUCUUUGAAGGAGCAUAGGUUGAUUUUGUAGAGGUCUCGCGGCGAAGAGCCAUUUUUCUGAGUGAACUUGACCCCAAAUCCUUUUUUUUCGACUCUGAGAAACACAGCGAGCCGCAUAGUUCGCAAAAUUUCAUAGAAAAAAAAAACUUUUUUUCCAGGAAAUCGUUAAAAUGUCGGGUUCUGGCGACAAAAUGGACUUUUCGCACCGGUCGACCGUCUUCCCGAUGAAGUGCAACGUCGCCCAGAUGACCCUGGAAACGCGUCUCUGCUUCAAUAUUUCCGAAGUUCCACAGUCCGGCAUGGUCUACGCGGUUGGGUCUUUGGAGUUUAAUAAUUAUUGAAGUUUUCACGAUUUUUUUAAAUGGUUUUUUCAUCGCGAUAUUGAUGAUUCUCAUGAUGAUAGUUAAGAAAUUAAAGUCCAAAAGAAUCCCUAACUAAGUUUGAAAAAAAGCCGUGGAGAAUUAAGAUAAAGAUGUCAGAAUAACCGUCAGAAAAUAAAAAAGAUAACUAAUUUUUUGGAGGGUCAGAGAUAAUUUCGUAUCGCUUCAAAAAAGAAAAUUCUUUUUUAGGCAUUUUUCCGAUACAGUACUUGAGGAAAAAUUCAAGAAAAAAAAAUUCAAAGAACCUUCAAAACUCUUUUGAUUCAAAUUCAUAAUGAUCUAGUUUCAAUGAGGACCUUACGGCUUACUGUGGAAUUAUUUAUUAUUCCUGAAAAACUGUACCUAAGUUCGAAAAAAGAAGCAAGAGAGAGGAAAUUGGACCUGAACCCUCAAGACUUGGAUAAGCUAUCUAGAAAAAAAAAACCGACCUUCAGCUGGCUCACGGCGGCGAGUUCUUGCAAAAGGACGAAGUGUACGCAUUUUACGAAGUUCCGGAGUACGUGCUGAUCACCACGGAAGCCGUCCUUCCCAUCGACCUCGCCAAGUGCAAAGUCUUGGUGAGAGGCAAAAAAUAAAAUGAAAAUCCGUUGAUUCUCCAGUUCGGCACCUACAUCUACUGCUUCGCCGAGCUCGACACCCAGUGUGACGUCAGAACCUUGAGCGACUGCCCGAUUAUGGCCCAGAAGACGGGCGACGACUUCACACUCGUCCGACGCUUCGGAACUGGAAGGAUCGUCGCGACGACUGAAAUUGUAGGGGAUUUUGGGGCUUGGAAAGGAUGAGAUUCACGAUUUUGAAUAACUCUUUUUUUCUUGACCUACCUUGAACAAUACAAUAAUAAUGAUUUGCCGAACAUAAACAUAAAAUAGUGGGCUUGAAACAGCUAUGAUGAGCUCGGAAUAGAUUAAGUCUCAGAAAAAUCUUUCGUGAAGCUUCUAGAGUUUUUCGACCUGAAGCUGUAGCUGAACCAAUAGAAAAGUUCAUUUAUCCGAAUUCAGAAAAACAAAAAAUCGAUCUAGCUCAAAGUAGGCCAAAGCUGAAGAAAAGCUUAUUUUAACCAUGAUCCUUUUGGAAGUUUUUUUCGAUUUCAAAAAUCAUCUGAAGCCUAUAACUGGCUGAAAGUACAGGAAAAGCUGAAGAGAAGCUUUUCAAAGAUCUUUUUUUAACCUGAAAUUGUGAAAAAAAUUAUUUUAUAGAUUUGAAAAAAAGGUUCCCAACUUGACCUAACAGUAGUUCAAUCAACCCAGAUUGAAAUUUGAAAAAAACCCGAGAAUCCGCUGAAUCAAUCGUAUGUCGUUUGGAGCAAUUGAGCGGAUCUCAUUCUAGUUUUGAAUGGAAAAAAAUUAGAUUUUCAUUUUUUCGACAUAAAAAAAAACACGAGAAUUUUGAACUCUUUGAACUAAAGAGCACGAUUCCUAGGAGUUCGACCUGUUCCGCAACGGGACGAAGCUCUCGGUGCCCAGCCAGAUCUUUACGGUCCGCGUCGACUACAACACGGAGUCCAACGGCGGUGACGUCAUCAACCAUGUCGACCUGCGACCGCACGUCAUCGAAAAGGUCUUCUAAUCAGUUCGAAAGAGAAAGUUGCAACGAGGUACUCUAGACGCAGUUCGCGACCCUCCUGCCUGAAACUAUCGGCGUCCUGAGCUCGGACAAGCUCACCAGGCUCUUCACCACCAACCGACGCGGGAAGAACAUGCUCAGCCACAAGGUUUGUUCAGAACCAACCCCCAUUGAAAAAAAUUUAGAAUUCUGAUAGAAAUUCAUAAAAAUUAAAAAGUCCAACCUGAUAAUUUCUUGAAGAAGUAUCGAAUAAUUGACUUAUGAACCCAAGUCUCGCGUAAAAAAAUAAAUUUCGAAAAAUUCAAAGGAUUUAACCUAAGAUUUCCUGAAGUUUUUUGAGACUUUCGAAACUUGAUAAGCUCUAGAAAAAGGUUGAUCCUAAAAUAUCCCGAGUAAGUUCCGAAUUUUACUGAAAAAGAACAUAAUUUGAAUGAUCCUGAAACUUUCAAAAAUCUCAAGAUUGAACUUUUUCGCAGUUUCGAGCAGCCAGUUCAGAAAAAUAUCUUGAAUAAAUGACACUCUAAUUUUACUCGAAAAAAUUGUUGUAAACUUCCAAAAAUCAAUUUCAAACUAAUUAUUUCUUGCAGCACCACGACCAGUCGGCCUGGGACCGCGUCCGCAACUUUUUUGGCCUUUAA